Messenger RNA from Sorghum bicolor (sorghum), 1429 nucleotides. RefSeq lists its product as uncharacterized. Bases 189 to 1289 code for a protein of 366 amino acids. The record is from RefSeq and is a predicted model, not a curated record. The transcript has 3 exons. Lineage: Eukaryota; Viridiplantae; Streptophyta; Magnoliopsida; Poales; Poaceae.
AGGUUUCUCUUACAUUUUGGAUUUUUAAAAGGAAACUGAAAACGAACCAAAGAGUUAAGUAUAGACCUGCACGCAGUUCCCCCUCUACGACACGACACUCCUCCUCGAUCGCCUUGUUUCUCUGUUCUUGGCUUCUGGCCUGCAGGCGAUCGACCGACGUUGUUGGUAGCAGGCAGCGGUGUUCCGAGAUGGGCAGCCAGCAGAACGUGCUUCACCAGCUCGUGUCCUUCAUCCUCGGGGCGUCCGCCGCCGCCGUCCUGCUCUUCUUCCUGACGACGGCGACGACCGGAGCGCGGUUCACCGGGAUAUCGACCUGGGCCAAUGGAACCACGGGCUUCGACGAUGCCCCCUUCCAGGAGGAGGCUCCUGCUACCACGGCAAGAGUACCUGCUGCUCCUGCCCACGCCGAUGCAAAGCAGCAGGGCACGGCGGCGGCGGAGCAGGAGGACGAGCUGGAGCGGCUGCUGCGCGCGGUGGCGGACGAGGACCGGACGGUGAUCAUGACGUCGGUGAACGAGGCGUGGGCGGCGCAGGACUCGCUGCUGGACCUGUUCCUGGAGAGCUUCCGCAGCGGCGAGCGGAUCGCGCACUUCGUGGACCACCUCCUGGUGGUGGCCCUCGACGGCGGCGCGCUGGAGCACUGCCGCGCCGUGCACCCGCACUGCUACCUCCUCCCCGCCGCCGCCGCGCGCAACCUCUCCGGCGAGAAGGUGUUCAUGAGCAAGGACUACAUUGACCUGGUCUGGAGCAAGGUCCGGCUUCAGCAGAGGAUCCUCGAGCUCGGCUACAACUUCCUCUUCACGGACGUGGACAUUCUGUGGUUCAGGAACCCGUUCGAGCGGAUGUCGGUGGCGGCGCACAUGGUGACCUCGUCGGACUUCUACUUCGGCGACCCGUACAGCCCGAUGAACCUGCCCAACACGGGGUUCCUGUACGCCAAGUCGAGCCGGCGCACGGUGGGCGCGUUCGAGGCGUGGCACGGCGCGCGGGAGGCGUUCCCGGGGAAGCACGAGCAGCAGGUGCUGAACGAGAUCAAGGUGGAGCUGGUGGCCACGCGCGGCCUGCGCAUCCAGUUCCUGGACACGGAGCACAACGCCGGCUUCUGCAACAACACCCGCAACUUCAACACGCUCUACACCAUGCACGCCAACUGCUGCGUCGGCCUGGGCGCCAAGCUGCACGACCUCGGCAACCUGCUGCAGGAGUGGCGGGCGUACCGGCAGAUGGACGAGGAGGAACGCGUGCGGGGGCCCGUGCGCUGGAAGGUGCCCGGCAUAUGCAUCCACUGAUUGUGAUUGCUGUGAUGGAGGGGCCACCCGGCGCGGUCGGGGAGUGUGCAUAAGUUUGUUGUGAUUUCUUUUUUUAGGGAAGUUUAUUGUGAUUUCUACUUGUACAAAUCAGGAGGAUGAAAAAACUAAGAGUGUAACAA